GCUGUCAGCGUGCUCCCAAACUUCAAUUUUGUGUAUUUUCAAACAAAUAUUUUUAUUUUGUUUGGCGAAAAAUAUUAAAAAUAAAUAAAAUUAAUAAACUAUGGAAUCGGAUACUCCAAAAACAUGCUCAUAUUGUUCAGCUGUAAUCGAAAGCGAUGACUUUCUUGAUUGUACAGUAUGCCACUCAAAUGUCCAUAUAAAAUGCCUGAAACGACCAGGUACUCCAGGGGAUCUCCUUGGUGAUGUCUUCUUCAUAUUUACUUGCACUAAUUGCUCAACUUUGGAAGGAAAACAAGAAGAAUUUGUGCGACAAAAACUUCCAUGGUUAAUGAUAAUUACAAUGGCAAUCUACAAUCUAUCAAUCAAAUCGAAUGGUCUCAGUCAUCAUGGACACUUUCACUGGAGAACCCACAUAGUUAGUUUUAUUGACAAGCACUGGGAGCACUUAUUUGAACCUAACACAAAACGCCGGAAAAAGUGGAUUGGUUCUGUGUCGGGGGCUCUAUCGCAUAACAGUCCAGAAUUCUUUCAAUCUGGCCAAGAACUGUUCCAAGAAUCUGGAUGGUGGAAACUGACUUAUAACCAAACACCCAAAUUCUAUUCAAAACUAUAUGAACAAUUUUCUCAGAAAAGACAGCAACUUCGAAAUGACAAACGAAGUGCCGAAGAAAUCAGCUAUUCAAGUGAUCAUUCAAAUUCAGCGACUGAAGAUGUCAAGCGUCGUCGAGCUGAUUCAGAAAAUGAAGAAGAACAUUGCAGUAGAACUUUACCUUACAUGGGUAGAAAACCAAAAACCAAACCAGUGAAACAAGUUAAAGUCGAACCUGUACCUGAGGAAGAAGAAGAAGAGAGCAAACAUCUGAAUUCAGUGCAAUCCAGUUUGAUGGAUUUUCUAGCUGAAAAUCUUUCUUCGGAUGGCCUAAUUUUCAAUGACAUUCAACCAGAUGACUUGGCCAAAAACGAAUUGCUUCCGUUGAUAGGAACAACAGAUAAUUCGAAUUUCUUUGAUAUAAGUCCAACAAAAAACAAUGAUUUAAAAUUGGGUAGUUUUUCGGAAAAUUUCGAUCAAGAUGAAGUUCCACAUACAAGUCCUACAAAAACUCCAGAAGAUGGACUAUAUCUUCCUCGUAUUCUUCAAGUAACAAACUACCAACAAAUGGAUGCGGCCGAUACAAAUUCAGAAGGCACUACAAUCAAAGAAGAACCUGCAAGUGAAUCUGAAAACGACGAUUCCUAUGAAGUUGAGGAGGACGAUGAUGGUCCAGUAGAAGUUUGUGCCAAAAGUUUAUUUACAAAACAGCCAAUACGAGAUUAUCCUUGGUUGUCAGAGAACCAAGAUGAAGAAGAGAAUUUAGAAAAUGAAUCUCUUUUUAUGGAAGGACGAUUAAUUCCAAUGAGUGAAUACGAAGAAAAAGAACUGUAUAACAAGCUGCGUAACAUAUUGAGCAUGGAACAACAGUGUAAGCUUGAAGUUCCAACUUACGUGAGACGAUUCUAUCGUAAAUUAGUUGUAAGAGAAUUGAGAAGAGCUUACUCAAAACCAUUGUUCAAUAUUGACGCUUAUGUUCAAAACAAAAGUGAAUUUGAAAAUGCGUCGAAGAAUCAAAUAUUGGAUCGUUAUCAGAUUAUUUCGAGUUCAAAUCAAUCAGCUAUGACUUCUUUUCAUGCCAAAAUUGCGGGAUCUUUUCUCUAUGAAGUUUUUGAAUCUCCGUAUACUUCACGAAUUCUUCAUCCGUUCAUCUAUCGUAAUACAAAAUGUUUUCCUCCAUGGAUGAAACUGAUGUGUGAAUUGGAACACACUGUGACUGGCAAAACUCCCAAACGAUCAACAGUGGAUUUUUGCUAUGUUCGUCCUAAUCAUAUUGCUGCUGUGAAUGCUUUGUUGCAGUCUUACUUUUGGCCUGGCAUUGAUAUGUCCGAGUGUCUAAGCUAUCCAGACUUUAGCGUUGUUGCUAUGUAUAAGAAACUUGUCGUGGGUUGUGCAUUCCUUGUGCCAGAUGUUGGAUUCAAUGAAGCUUAUAUAUCUUUUAUGGCUGUUCGUCCUGGUUGGCAACGCAGUGGAAUUGCCAGUUUUAUGUUGUAUCAUUUGAUUCAGACUUGCAUGAGCAAAGAUAUAACUUUGCAUGUGUCUGCAACUAAUCCAGCUGUGUGCCUUUAUCAGAAGUUUGGAUUUAAGAUUGAAGAAGUAAUUUUAGGUUUUUAUGAAAAGUAUUUGCCAAUUGAUUCGAAACAUAGUCGACAUGCAUUUUUUUUGCGCUUGAUGCGAUAGUUGGUAAAUAAGUGAAAGUUUUAUUUCACUGAUUGGCAUUAUGUAUAAAAAAUUGUAAAUAAAA
This is a messenger RNA of Episyrphus balteatus (marmalade hoverfly), 2333 nucleotides long. RefSeq names its product cysteine-rich protein 2-binding protein (gene Atac2). The record is from RefSeq and is a predicted model, not a curated record. Gene Ontology annotation, molecular function: acyltransferase activity, transferring groups other than amino-acyl groups. The transcript is spliced from 9 exons. The coding region runs from base 101 to 2269 and encodes 722 amino acids. Lineage: Eukaryota; Metazoa; Arthropoda; Insecta; Diptera; Syrphidae.